AUGAUUGCCCCAGGGAUGGUGGCCGCCGCCACCAACACCGGCACUGGCGGCUGCUCCAAGACUGCGGCCCAGCGCUCGCCCGCCCUGCUGGCCUGGAUCACCAUCGGCCUGGUGCUUGCCAUGCGCCUGUCCCUGCUCGAGAAGUGGGGCAGCCCGCAGGCCCAGGGCCCGCUCCUGCCAGAAGCCGGCACAGCCGCCCAGGCGGCGGCGCUGCUGGAGGCCACUGCUGGCGUGCAGGGCAUGGCGCCCACCCGGCUCCUGCGCCAGGCCGCCGCCCAGGCUGCUGCGCGCAGCGCUGGCGCUGCCCUCCUUCGCGACAGGGACAGUGGCGGUGCUGGCACUGGCGGCAACAGUGCAGUAGCACCGGAUGUCACCAGCAGCCCCUCCCCGCAGCAAACCGUCCAGGCCGGGGCCAGCGUGCUGGCGGAGCCGCCGCGCGUGUCGCCCUGGGCUGACAAGCUGAGUGAAGCCGAGCUGGGCGGCGGCUGGAACUUGACAUGGGAGGUGUUUGACCGGGCCGCCAGGCACCCCAACGCCACCGUGGUGUCCUGGUCCUCCCCCCGCGUCCUGCUCAUCCGAGACUUCCUGACGCCCGACGAAACGGAGCACCUCAUCCGCCAGGCCACAGGCGGGUUUGCGCGGUCAGAGGUGGUGGCGGAGGAGUCCAAGCAGCACGAGGCACGCACCAGCUACGGCUCUUGGCUGAACGGCGCGAAAAGGGACGACAAGGUGCUGGAGAUUCAGAACCGAAUCCACCGGCUGGUGGGCAUCCCAGAGGCCUUUGGGGAGUCGAUCUACGUGCUGCAGUACUCGGAUGGCCAGAAGUACGACCCCCACACCGACCACUGCGCCUCGUCCCCCGCAGCUGCCUCCACCCAGAGCUGCCAGGACUUCCUCCGGCGCGGCGGCGGCCCCAAAUGCGGGCCGGGCGGCGGCGGUGUGACUUGUGGCGACCGGCUGGCCACCUUCAUCCUCUACCUCAGGUCUCCGACUAGGGGCGGUGCAACAGUGUUCCCCCUGGCGCCCAGCUACCGCAUGCACUCUUUGCAGCCACAGCAUGGCGGCCAAGCCCUUGACCAGCAGCCUGGCGGGCAGGCGGCUCAGGGAGCCGAGCAAGCGCAGCAGGGUGGGGAGGGCACCAGUGCCGAAAGCGGCAGCAGCGGCGAUCGCAGCAGCGGCGCCGCUGACAGCCGCCGCCUGCUGCGCCACGGCGAUGGCCAGCUCAGCGGCAGCGCCGCCGACACGGUGCCGCCCUACUGCCAGGAGGGCGCUACGGCGCUGCAGGUGGCGCCACCGUCCGGCUCGGCGGUUUUCUUCUGGGACUAUGUGCCUGCUGGCUCGGCCUGGCAGCCAGGGGACCUGGCGACACCCGACCCCGCCAGCCUGCACGGCGGCUGCCCCGUGCUUGAUGGCACUAAGUUGAUUGCCACCCGGUGGAUGAGAUCAGCCGAGUUUUACUGA
This is a messenger RNA of Chlorella variabilis, 1461 nucleotides long. RefSeq lists its product as hypothetical. The transcript is spliced from 11 exons. NCBI's taxonomy places the organism in Eukaryota, Viridiplantae, Chlorophyta, Trebouxiophyceae, Chlorellales, Chlorellaceae. Gene Ontology annotation, cellular component: endoplasmic reticulum. Gene Ontology annotation, biological process: peptidyl-proline hydroxylation to 4-hydroxy-L-proline. Gene Ontology annotation, molecular function: L-ascorbic acid binding; procollagen-proline 4-dioxygenase activity; iron ion binding. The coding region runs from base 1 to 1461 and encodes 486 amino acids. The record is from RefSeq and is a predicted model, not a curated record.